AUGGCUCUCGACCGCAUUCUCAGCUUCAUCCUCCGGGCCGCCGAGCUCGCCUUUGCAGCCAUUGUUGCCGGUAUCGUCGGUCAUUAUCUUGACAACUCCGAGGCAUCGGCCUGGGAUAAUGGCCGUCACAUUUACACCAUCGUUGUCGCAGCCCUGGCUAUGCUUCUCUCCCUCCUGUGGCUCCUCCCCUUCUCAAGCGCCUUCAUCCACUGGCCUGUCGACCUCUUCAUCUCCAUCCUUUGGUUUGUGGCAUUCGGCCUGCUUGUUGAUCUCAUUGGUAAUGGUUGCGGCGGCGUCUUCAACUGGGGCAACGUUACCGUGACGGGAGACGACGCCUGUGGUCGCAUGAAGGCCGUCGUCGCCUUUUCCUUCCUGUCCGCCAUCUGCUGGCUCGCUUCUGCCAUCAUCGGCUUCUUCUGGACCCGCCGCCGCACCACCACCACCCAUAGCCGCCCGGCCGACGGUCGUCGCACUUGGUACCGCUCUCGCGUCUAA
Molecule: messenger RNA, 495 nt
Organism: Sodiomyces alkalinus F11
Lineage: Eukaryota; Fungi; Ascomycota; Sordariomycetes; Glomerellales; Plectosphaerellaceae
Exons: 2
Coding region: 1-495 (164 amino acids)
Cellular component (GO): membrane
Source: RefSeq, a predicted model, not a curated record